GAUGCUGCACCGUUUGUUCCAAGUUCAAGAUCGAGGAACUCCCGGUAGACCUCUGUCUGGUCCAUAUGCUAGCGAAGGAAUUGCGGAACUUUUGGGAAGAAGCGUGGAACUCUGGACGAGAAACGGCACGUCGUGGAGUCACGUCCGCGGGGUCCGAAACAGGAAGGAGGAGAAGGCAACGAGGAAAUGGAGAGAGAGUUCAUCCCCGAUCCAUGAGUGACCUCGAUCCCCGAUCCAACGUCUCCUUUCACUCGAGCACUUCUUUCCAGAGCUCUUUCUCGCACCGGCGCUGCCGAGGAACGCGAUUGCAUUCUAUCGAGCAUCGUGCCUUAGUCCGCCGGAGUAGGCCGGCACGACAUUACCGGUCAGGCCGACAUUUAGAUUUCACUUUCGCGUAAGUGGCAUCGGACGCGUGUCUAGUCUGAGAACGUUCUCGCGGCCGUGGAGAUCCGGUGAGUCCAUCGACCGUCCGAUCCAGAUCGAUCGCCAGUGCGUCAGGGAUACGAGAUUCCUCGACUUCUGUCCGCGAAAUCCGACUUCGUGUCCGGAAUUUCCACGCGUCCGUUUCUAACGUCCGGUAUCGCAUUUGCUUCCUCGUAGAAACGGAAAGGCGAAGAGAGUACACAGCUGGGAUCCUUUACCUGCAAAUUGACACGGGCCAUUUUAGUACGAGCGAACUGACAAGGUAGUACAUGUACGUAUGCGUGCACGGGAGAUCCGUUAGAUGAAAAGAUGCUGAAGGACGUGUCGGUGAAGCUGUGCAUCCUGCUGCUUCUUUACGAACACGCGACGGGCUUCGUUAUCCCGGAAGAGCUGCCCACCAUACUUUCGCUGAUCUACUCCAAUAUUCCGCCGAUAAAGAAAGGUACCGACUCGAGGAUCGGCGUGGGUUUCCGGCUCGGCGAGCAUGCGGAUUUUCAGGUACUGUUAGAGCUGGGACCGCAAACGGACACCGAUCCUAUCGGCAAUGCCGAGUCCAAGAGACGUCGAGACGCGAUGCUGAGCGCGGCUAUGCGAGGAGAGCUUGGGCCGCUGGCCCAAGCCGUGGCCAGGUAUCAGAUGGAACGCAAACUGCAGAAGGAGCUGGAGAGAUUGGAGAAGACGGGGGAGAAGCUGAAGACGGUGGCCAAGCCUGCAAAUGACGAUAAGAAGACUGUAGCCAGCGAAUGGUUGACAAAGUGGAGCGAAGAAAUGGUAAAUUCGACUGAGGAUCGGGGGGCCCUGGAAGACGUGUCAGGUGAGAAGAACGCGACCGAGUGGAAGGAUAAUGGGAUUAUACAGAGGAUAGGGCGACCCCCGAAAACAAAUGGCGGAAAAAAUACUGUUUCCGAUUUGAAGGAAUUGUAUAAAUCGAAAGGCAACGUAAAGAACGAAUGAGUUGGUCGGGAUAUGUAAGUUGUGAGUGUCCUUAAAAUUUGUUAGAUCGUCGAAUCAGUAGGUACGGGUGAAAGUGACGAUCUACGGCAAAAAUAAAAAUUGAUUAACCAUGUGCCAAAGGACAUUACGCGUAAUUGUCGAUU
Eufriesea mexicana is the source of this 1520-nucleotide messenger RNA. It is a transcript of the gene snsl, whose product is annotated as snustorr snarlik. The record is from RefSeq and is a predicted model, not a curated record. The transcript has 5 exons. NCBI's taxonomy places the organism in Eukaryota, Metazoa, Arthropoda, Insecta, Hymenoptera, Apidae. Bases 733 to 1377 code for a protein of 214 amino acids.